Molecule: messenger RNA, 2413 nt
Organism: Varanus komodoensis (Komodo dragon)
Lineage: Eukaryota; Metazoa; Chordata; Lepidosauria; Squamata; Varanidae
Gene: TCEANC2
Product: transcription elongation factor A N-terminal and central domain containing 2
Exons: 5
Coding region: 84-710 (208 amino acids)
Biological process (GO): DNA-templated transcription
Cellular component (GO): nucleus
Source: RefSeq, a predicted model, not a curated record
GGAAGCCGCAAGUCCGGAAACUAACAAGCGGCCAAGAAGCGUCUUGGGCGAAUAGUACUGGUGCAGCUUCCAAGGAUUGCAUCAUGGAUAAGUUUGUCAUACGAAAAUCUAGAACUGAACAACAACCCAAGGAGAAAGAUCCUGAAGAAAAGGUUUACAAGCAAGCCACCAUAGAGUCUCUGAAGAGAGUUGUGGUCAUUGAAGAUCUAAAAAGAUGGAAAUCUAUGCUAGAGCUUUCAGUUCAGUCAAAGGAAAAUAUAAUUGAGGCCUUAAUGGAAUUAAGGAAGAAAAUACCCUCCAGGGAAAUUUUACUUUCAACAAAAAUAGGUCAUACAGUGAAUAAGAUGCGGAAGCAUCCAGACGAGGAUGUGGCCACUCUUGCCAAAGUUGUGUAUACAGAGUGGCGAACAUUCAUCAAACAACAUUCAAAUAGACCCUCAAUUGCAGUGAGGAGUGAUCCCAAAACGGAGGCCAUUAGACAGAAUGCACGGAAGCUUCUUGCUGAAGUUCUAGAAGUGGAGAUUGGUCACCCGCUGGUGGAAAAUAUUGAGCAAGAAGCUUUUCAUCUCUCUUCCCGUCUCAUUAAUGCACCCUACCGGAGGACUGUUCGAGCGCUCGUAUUCACUUUAAAGCACAAGCCUGAAAUUCGUGCCCAAGUGCAAAGUGGUGUGUUACCACUUAGCACACUUGUGCAACGUCACAAAAAGUGAUUCAAAGUGCCUGGUGCAGAAUGGGAAAGGGGACUGUGGGUUGGUAUAACUGACAGAAGAGUCAGAACCUCUGCUAUUUCAUGAAUGACUACGAUACUAACAUGCAUGGUUCAGGAGUAGAAAAGGAACACAAAUAAUACGUAAAGCCUGUUGGAGGCGAAGCCUUCUUUUAAUCGAAAUGAUAGUGUCUACUCCAGAGAGUAAACAGGAACAAGGAAAGGAAAUCCUGUGCUUAAUUUCAUAACAGCCUGAAAAGUCACUUAUCGGAAAGAGACCUAGUCUUAGUGAAAGACUCUCUUCCCUGUACAGUGUAUGACAUAAACCUGCAAAGGCUGUGUAGUAUCUUUAGGAAAAAACCUCUGGUAACAAAACAUAAAGGAGCCACAGUGGGUUUGUGAACUGAAAGUUUUCCCCAGCACAUGAGUUGCUUGUUCGUUGCACACUUGCCCAGCAAUUCCCUGCUCAACGUUCACAUUUAAUUAGCUAAAGAAUCAGGGUCAAGAAUUGACCUUCCACAAGGAGAAAAGCUUCACCCACCCAAUUUUUCCUUUAUCACACACAUGCAUGCAGUUCACUCCAGCAGGGGCUCCUGACUCUCCAUGUAGAAUUUUGAGGGGGUUGCAGGGGCUGCUGUGAGAUGAGAGUUGCUUCAUGGGAGCUGCUUCAUGCACUAUAAAUCUGGAUUGAACCUUUGCAUUCUUUAGUAACUACAAGCAGAAUGGUGAGUUUACAUUAAAAUGUUGUUUAGUUAAACAUAGUAACAUAUUUUUCUUCUACAGCCUAAUAAAAACAAGAAUUGUAAGGAGAUUUUUGAAGGACAUUAAGAUCCCCAUAUCUGCUGAUUCAGUUACCGGAUUUUCACUUAACCAUGGUUGACCUUGGUUCAAAAGAGAAGUUGUAAAAUUCUGUAAAGUGCUUUCUUUAAGUGAAAAUUCUUGAUUUGAUAGGAAAAGAAAAACAAUUGUGCACUGGUGUUCCCAACACAGUGUAUUUGUUGGGAAAGUCCAAGUAAAUCCUCAUAUAAAAAGAUAUGUGCUUUAAUAUAAAAUCUGGCAGCAGUGCCCUUGCUUCUUCCCCAAAAAGGACCUAGAACUUUUCACAAAGCUCCACUUACCUGGGAAAAGCAGGCAGCCUCGGGGCUCCAUUAUUCAUGCAUUUCUUUGUAGAAUCAGGCAAGCCAUCUGGGAAGCUGCACUUCCUUUCCAGUGUAGUAAUAGUUAGGCAGCCCACCUUUGCCUUAAGGAAUUCUGCAUCCCUGAUUGCAAAACCCACAACAUUUAAAACUUGUUGGAUUUCUGUAACUCCUGAUUGUUUUAUCUGUUACCCAAGCCUUCCAUGGGUCAUGAAGUUUUUCUUGAAUGCCUAUAAUGAUUCCUCAGUGUUUCUGUAUUAUUCCCCAUUGUCCUCACCUUCUCAUCCAUUCAGAAUCUCAUCACCACCCUGAAACUGUGUAUGUGUCUCACAACUUAUAAAAAAACUCUGUGCUCUGGAAGCUUGUAGUUGGUGGGCAUAAACUUUGUCUCUGCAGAGGGAUUUUCCUGAGUGUUCUCACAAAUAAAACUGCUGAGAUUUGAGGUGAUGGCAUCUCCCUGAGGAUCCAAGUAUCCAUUCUCGUGGGCUGAUAAACUGGGAUUCUCUGACUUAUAGAAAGAAUGAAUUUUCUAUUUGUGAAAUUGUGAAAAAAUAAAUGUAUAUGUACAGUA